This is a messenger RNA of Onthophagus taurus, 741 nucleotides long. It is a transcript of the gene rtp, whose product is annotated as MORN repeat-containing protein retinophilin. Gene Ontology annotation, cellular component: cell projection. The record is from RefSeq and is a predicted model, not a curated record. NCBI's taxonomy places the organism in Eukaryota, Metazoa, Arthropoda, Insecta, Coleoptera, Scarabaeidae. Gene Ontology annotation, biological process: response to axon injury.
UCUAACACCACCAUUCGUUAGCUAACAAACUAUCUAAUUACCUAACGAAGUAGUUGGUCGUUUGUUAGAAAAGCCACCGACCCCAAGAAGACCUACGGCUUACAUAAACGAAUCCAAUUAAGUCCAAAUUUAAUUAACUCCACUCCACCCCAAAGCAAAUACAAGAAACCCAAGCCAUACUCAAUUUAUAAGUUGUUCCACGCGAAAAGAGGAUGGAAGUAGAAAAUACGAAAAUUGCUAAAACUGGGGGAUAUCGUUACGAUAACGGCACGGUUUACGUUGGAAAUUGGAGCAACGGCGGUUUAAGGGAAGGAUUGGGCCAUUUACAGUUUCAGGAUAAUUCCCGAUACGACGGUUACUUUCAGGAUGGGUUAUUUAACGGUCUCGGGGUGUUAACUUUCCCCGAUGGAGCCAAGUACGAAGGUGAAUUUCUUGAAGGUUGGUUUCAUGGUUUUGGUAUUUUUUGGAGGUCAGAUGGAAUGAAGCACGAAGGAGAAUUUCGUGGAGGAAAAAUGUGGGGAUUAGGUUUAACAACUUUUACUGAUGGAACGACUGGAUUUCCAAAAUGUGAAGGAUUUUACCAAGACUGUCGAAUGGUUAGAAAAAAACCUUGCCCAGAAAUAAUACAAAGGGCUCAAAAAAUCGCUUUUAUGGCCAGGAAUUUAAUUGAUACCUCCUCUUAAUAAUUAAUUGUGUUCGUGAUUUUGUCAAAAAUGACAUUAAUAAAAAUUGAUUAAUCAA